AUGGAGCCGCGCUGGGCGCAGACGGGCCGGGAUGGGCCAGAUGAUGACGAGGGGGGACAGCAGCUGCCUCCCUCAUCCCUCUUCCUCCAGCUGCCAAGCAACGCGACCCUGCGUUUCCGUGGCAACGUGGCCAAGUCCUGGGGGGCUGCGCUGGACGAGGGGAACCCCCCAGGGACCCUCCAGGAGCGGGAAAGGGAAGAAGUCGGGGACCAGGAAUCGCUUCCCCUGAAACAGCUACCGCUCUGCAUGGGGGAGAAACGGAGACUCAGGCUCCGGGAGCAGCAGGCGGCCUGGAAACGGAGCCGUUGGGAGCGGUGGCAGGUGGGGACGCGCCGCCUGCGGGGACAGGUGGGGGACGCCCUGCUGUACGCCCAGGUGUGGAGGGGCUCGCUGCACCACAUCGAAGGUCACUUCGGAACCGGGAUCCAGUCGUAUUUCAACUUCCUGCGCUUCCUGGUGCUGCUGAACCUGGGGGGGGCCCUGCUCACGGUGGGGUUCGUGGUGGCCCCCAACGCCGCCUUCGAGGGGCUGCGGCUGAACCAGACCCAGCAGGGGCCGAACUCCACGGUGAUCAGCUGCCUGCAGUACGACCCCACCAAGCGGGGCCUGGUCAGCUACUUCACCUACCUCAUGGACCUGCUGUCCGGGACGGGGUUCAUGGAGCUCACCUACCUGUUCUACGGUUAUUACCAAAACUCGGCCGUGGAUUUCGUGGGCUUCUCCUAUAACAUCCCCCUGGCCUAUCUGCUGAGCAUGUUGGGCUACUUCUCCGUCUGCCUCCUCUGGAUCGUCCACCGGGCCGUCCAUCUCCUGAAGCGCAGCCUGGUCAGCGAAAACGGGGCGCUCAGCACCUACAGCAACAAGGUCUUCGCCGGCUGGGACUUCUGCCUCGGGCCCGGCACCGCGGUGCACAUGAAACACAACAGCCUCCGCUACGAGCUGCGGAUGGACCUGGAGGAACAGACCUUGCGGCGGCUCAUGGCCCAGCGCAGCCCGGGCCAGCGACUCGCCCUGUACGGCCUGCGCGGGGCCCUCAACCUGCUGGUGCUGGCACUGCUGGGGGCGGCUUUCUACUGCGUCUACCUGGCCACCGAGUACUCGCAGCAGGGCCAGCAGGACACCGGCCCGGGGCAGCAGGGACUGGUCCUGGGGCUACUGGUGGCCUAUCUGCCCUCCAUAGUCAUCACGCUCGCCAACCAGCUGGUGCCGCUGGCCUUCGGGCUCCUCGUGCGCCUGGAGAGAUACCCGCUCAGCCUGGAGAUCCAGCUCACCCUGUUCAGGACCGUGUUCCUGCGUCUCUCCAGCCUCCUCGUUCUCCUUUUCUCCCUCUGGUCCCAGAUCACCUGCCACGGGGACCCCAACGCCGAUUCCUGCAAGACCUGCGGCUACAACCACACGCAGCACCCGUGCUGGGAGACGAGCGUGGGGCAGGAGAUGUACAAGCUGCUGGUGUUCGACCUGCUCGUGGUACUGCUGGUGCUGCUGCUGGUGGAGUUCCCCAGGAAGCUGCUGGUGACCCACGGCCCCGCCCCCCUGGCCCGGCUGUGGGGGCAGCAGGAGUUCCUGGUGCCCCCCAACGUGCUGGACCUGGUGUACGGCCAGACCGUGUGCUGGGUCGGCGCCGCCUUCUCCCCCCUGCUGCCCCUGCUCAACACCGCCAAGUUCGUCCUGCUUUUCUACCUCAAGAAGCUCACCCUGUUCUCGAACUGCCGCCCGGCUGACCGCACCUUCCACGCCUCCAGCGCCAGCUUCUUCUUCCUGCUGGUUCUGCUGCUGGGCCUGGCCAUCGCCUGGGUGCCCCUGCUGUACAGCGUCUUUGUCCUCCAGCCCUCCCACGCCUGUGGCCCAUUCCGGGGUGAGCCGACCAUGUGGAGCACCCUCUGGGAGGCCAUCGACACCCUGCCACAUGUGGCCAGGGAGUUCCUGCAGUUUGUGGGCUCGCUGGCCUUCGCCGUGCCGCUCUUCCUGCUGCUGUGCAUCUUCAUGUUUUACCUGAUGGCCCUGGCUCAUUCCUACAACUCCCUGGUGAAGGAACUCAAAGGGCAGCUGCGGCUGGAGGGGCGGGAUAAGGUCUUCUUAGUGACUCAGAUCACGGAGCUCAGCUAA
Molecule: messenger RNA, 2106 nt
Organism: Emys orbicularis (European pond turtle)
Lineage: Eukaryota; Metazoa; Chordata; Testudines; Emydidae
Gene: TMC4
Product: transmembrane channel like 4
Exons: 16
Coding region: 1-2106 (701 amino acids)
Cellular component (GO): plasma membrane
Molecular function (GO): mechanosensitive monoatomic ion channel activity
Source: RefSeq, a predicted model, not a curated record